Scatophagus argus is the source of this 2063-nucleotide messenger RNA. RefSeq names its product myeloid-derived growth factor (gene mydgf). Gene Ontology annotation, biological process: positive regulation of angiogenesis; positive regulation of endothelial cell proliferation. NCBI's taxonomy places the organism in Eukaryota, Metazoa, Chordata, Actinopteri, Scatophagidae. The coding region runs from base 64 to 573 and encodes 169 amino acids. The transcript has 6 exons. The record is from RefSeq and is a predicted model, not a curated record.
GGGAUCCCGGUAACAUCGGGUGCCUCCAGCAUCGUCACACCAGCAGAGAACAAGGAGGAAGAGAUGGCGACCUCAAAUAACUUUUGCGCAGUUCAUUUGGCGUUUCUUCUUGUAUUUGUGUCGAUUCUGGGUUUUGUCCCCGUUGAAGCUUCUGCUGAUUCGACGAAAACGGUGGAGUUUAAUGUCAAACCGGGAGGAGUGGUUCACACUUUCACCGAAGGGAUUAAGGAGUAUGAAUGUUCAUUCACUUAUGCUUCACAAGGGGGAACCAAUGAGCAAUGGUUGAUGAGCGUGGGUCUGAGUGAUGACGACACGCUGUUUUCCUGUUCUGUGUGGAGGCCCCAGGGGAAGUCAUACCUGUUUUUCACUCAGUUCAAAGCAGAACUGAAGGGAGUCAAAAUUGAAUAUGCCAAUGCAUUCUCGCAGACAGCGACGGCGGGACAGAGUGACGUGCCUUUGAAGGCGGAGGAAUUUACUGUAGGAGACUCAACAGUGACCCACACAGACGGAAAGUUCAGAGCUCAACUGUCCAAACUGACCGCCAUUGGACGGACGCGACACGAUGAGCUGUAAUUGGUCAGAAAUCUGACCUGACUUUGGUCGUGUUUCGACCAAUCAGAGCACCUUGGCAAGCUCCGAGUCGGACCUCUGUGUUUCAGCUCGGUAGUCAGAGGAAUUGGUUCCUCCUGAGUAACAACCAAAAUAUUGAAGUGGGAUCAUACUGACAUUGCCUUUGCAGCAAUUUGUGUGACAUUAAUUACCUGGUAUGUUUUUACAAUGGAUUUAUCUGCUUCUUGGGACAGGAAAUACAAUACAGCACGAUAACAGUUAUUCAUAUUUUUUUACUACAUAAUUCUGACACAAGAGAAAGGCUUCCUAUAGUUGUUUCUGGGGCUAUAAGAUUUACAGAGAGUAAAUCUGUUCUGAUCCACUGGGGAUGUAUGUGAAUGUAUAGAGGAUUGGUGGCUGGGGGCAUGUAGAGUAUAGAUAACACAUUUAGAGUAGGGAGGGUUUUAUCCAUCUUGCGUAAUCCUGAAAGGAAAGUGAAUAAUCCCCAAUAGCAUCAUCGCGCGCACACACACAAACAAUUACAUUUUCCUUAAUCUCAUUCUGUUCCAGAAAACUAUAAGCAAACAUUUUAUACUCAAAAUCACCAAUUAGUACCUCUUGUGAUAACUUUUUGCUACGUUUUGUGUUUUUGGCCAGAAGGGAUACUUGCUCUAGAGGAGAGAGCAGCUUCAUAACAUGAUAUAAAGACAUAGAUUGAAGAUCACUCCUCAACAGUGUCAAUGUGAAUUCAUUGCAGAAACCCCAAGUUUAGAAAAUGUAACUAAGUAAAGGCAUAAAUUACUUAUUUUCCAUGGCAUUAGUCUUCACCAUUUUAAUUUUUAGACUCUUGCAGCAAGUGUUGCAGCAGAAAAUACAACUCUUUUCCAAUUUCAGGAUAUUUGUAUGACUUCACAAUUACAUUGUUUGAGGUUUAACCCAAAAAUACCAAAAUAUAACAUAUUUGGAUGAUAGUACACGUGGUGAAAAGACGAAGACAUAUUCCCGAGCCCGUCUUGAACCUUUUGCUUUCAUCCUUCAGUUCCACAUGACUGGAUCGGCAGGGAUAUUGUGCAGGUUUCAGAGGUACAUCCUCACAAGUACGGAUCCCCCUCCUCUCCCUCCCUGCACCUCGUGUAGGAUUGCCUUUAUCUUUCUUACAUUGAUCCAACCCUCUUACAUCCACAGUCUGAAUUGAUUUCAGAUUUGAGGAUUUUGCUGAUUGGAUUCUGAAGUCAGAUUACUCACUGACAUUCGUACCUUCGGUUUGGAUACUCUCACCUGUCCAGAAGUGACCCUCUGGAGUGUAGGAAAUGCUCAGUUUGUGUGUCAUCGUCAGGGCUCCAUUCGGGGUCACAACAGGAAAUAACCACGUCCAGAUGCUGACCCGGAAUCGAGAAAAACACACAAGAUGUUACUUAUUUUCUACAUGUUUGCUUUUUCUAUUUCUUGAUUGUUGUGAUUCAUGAUGAAAUGUGAUGGAUGUUUCAAUAAAGACAUGUUGUCACUGUUCUGGA